Molecule: messenger RNA, 1776 nt
Organism: Chelmon rostratus (copperband butterflyfish)
Lineage: Eukaryota; Metazoa; Chordata; Actinopteri; Chaetodontiformes; Chaetodontidae
Gene: taok3b
Product: TAO kinase 3b
Exons: 7
Coding region: 16-1332 (438 amino acids)
Biological process (GO): execution phase of apoptosis
Source: RefSeq, a predicted model, not a curated record
GAGCUGCGGGAGCAGAUGUCUGGGUAUAAGCGCAUGCGGCGGCAGCACCAGAAGCAGCUGAUCGCCCUGGAGAACAGGCUAAAGGCCGAGAUGGAUGAGCAUAGGCUCCGGCUGCAGAAGGAAUUAGAGACACACGCGAACAACACUUACAUUGAGCUGGAAAGACUGGCCAAACGCCACGCUGCUCAAACAGACAAAGAGAUGAAGUCAGUCGCAGCUGAAGAGAGGAGGAUCCAGCAACAGAUUGUCGCUCAGCAAAAGAAAGAGCUGACUACUUUCUUAGAGAAUCAGAAAAAGGAGUACCGACUUUGCAAAGACAAGAUCAAAGAAGAGAUGAGCGAGGACCCUUGCACACCCAAGGAGGAGAAGCAGGAGCGUCUGUCCAGGCACAAAGAAACAAUACAGCGCUCUCAGGCUGAGGAGGAAGCUCACCUGCUGGCCCAGCAGAGGCUGGUCUACGACCGGAGCUGCAGGGCCCUCAAACGCCGAAGUCUGGUCAGGAGGCACGAGUUCGAACAGGAGCAACUGAGAGAGGAGCUGAACAAAAAGAGGACCCAGAAGGAGAUGGAGCAUGCCCUGAUGAUCCGGCAGGACGAGUCCACCCAGGACAUGGAGCGCAGGCAGCUGCAGAUGCUGCAGAAGCUGCGUAUCGAGCUCAUGCGGCUGCAGCACCAGACGGAGCUCGAAAACCAGGAGGAGUACAAUGGCCGGCGGCAGAGGGAGCUACACAGGAAACACACUCUGGAGCAGCGGCAGCAGCCCAGAAACCUCAAGACACUGGAGAUGCAGAUCAAGAAACAGUUCCAGGACACUUGCAAGGUGCAGAACAAGCAGUACAAAGCUCUUAGGAACCAUCAGCUGGAGGUCUCUCCCAAAGGUGACCAUAAGACCAUCCUGAAGAGCCUGAAAGAGGAGCAGACACGCAAGCUAGCCAUACUGGCGGAGCAGUAUGAGCAGAGCAUCAACGAGAUGAUGGCUUCACAAGCGAUGCGAUUAGACGCGGAGCAGGAAACCGAGUGCCAAGCUCUGAAGCAGCAGCUGAAGCAGGAGAUGGAGCUCCUGGACGCCUACCAGAGAAAAACCAAGUCGCAGAUGGAGACCCAACACGAGCGAGAGCAGCAGAAACUUGAGCAGAAGGUCUCCAUACGCAGAGCGCACCUUGAACAGAAGAUCGAGGAGGAGCUGGCCGCACUGCAGAAGGAGCGUACCGAAAGGAUAAAGCACUUGCUGGAACGUCAGGACAGAGAAAUUAACACUUUUGACACAGAAAGUAGAAGCCUCGGCUUCGGAAGCCUGGGAUCUCUGGACUUCCCCAAAGAAGACAACAGAUGAAAGUGGAUUUAUCUUUCGAGGACAACAUAUCCGUGCCCUUUUCACGUCAACUCGGCCGCUCGUCACGUCCACGGUGACAAAGCUGGAUAACUUUCUCUACUGCUUUUCUUCUCUCUUAGAUAUUGCAUCUUUGACUCGAGGUGUUAACGUGCAAUGAGAACUUCUUUUGUGAAACUUGAAGGGGGAAAGUGAAACAAAAGAAUCUACAACAACAUGUCAAUAAAAAUCCAACCUAGUCAGUGUAACUCAAAACUUGUGUGUUGAAAAAUAACAGACUCUCUCCUCCAUGCCAUUUCCUCCUUUUGGUAUGAAUUGAAUAAAUCAGGAAAUUUUAGUAAAAUUGGCACUUUGAUAUGUUUAAGUAGAAACCCAUCAUGUUCGUAUGAUGCCUAAUGUGUGUGUUACAUGGAGGGACAUUGUGGAAUGUGAGCUGCGGACUCCCCC